Xenopus laevis (African clawed frog) is the source of this 918-nucleotide messenger RNA. Its product is annotated as olfactory receptor 5V1-like. The record is from RefSeq and is a predicted model, not a curated record. Lineage: Eukaryota; Metazoa; Chordata; Amphibia; Anura; Pipidae. The coding region runs from base 1 to 918 and encodes 305 amino acids. The transcript has a single exon.
AUGGCAAGUUAUAAUUUUACGCUUGCUGAAAAAUUCACCCUACUUGGCUUCUCCCAUCUCCCUCAUCUUCGAUUCCUUCUAAUCUGCAUGUUUUUAUUUCUCUACACCUGCACAUUGUUGGGGAACAGCCUCAUAAUCCUGCUCAUCAUAAAAGACCAUCGGCUUCACAACCCAAUGUAUUUCUUCUUGGCAAACCUCUCCGUAUUAGACCUGUUGUCUCCAUCAGUCACUGUGCCUAAAAUGAUCAAGGAUCUUGUUUCUGGGAAAGGAGAUAUAUCUUUCCAUGGCUGCUUCAUUCAAAUCUUUUUCUACAUUACAUUUGUGGCACCUGAAUGCCCUCUUCUCUCUGUUAUGGCUUUUGAUCGUUAUGUUGCCAUUUGUAAGCCUCUCCAUUACAGAAUCAUAAUGAGUAAAAAGAUGUGCUCAUGGCUAACAGGAGGAAUAUGGAUUGUGGGGAGUUUCUAUUCUCUCUUGCACACAUUGAUGACCAAAAACAUACAUUUCUGUGGUCCUUUCCUGAUCAAUCAUGUUUUCUGUGAUGUUCUCCCCCUUCUCCAGCUGGCAUGCUCAGACAUCACUUUAAACUUAGCAUCUCUGUACAUAUCAGUGUUUUUUAAUGUCAUAUGUAAUUUUUCUAUUAUUCUUAGUUCCUACAGUAGUAUUGUCACUGUCAUAGCAAGAACAAAGUAUAGAGGGGGAAGAAUGAAAACUUUUUCAACAUGUUCUUCACAUCUCAUGGUGGUCUCUGUAUAUUAUUUUACAGUCUUGGCCACUUAUUUUCAUCCAGUCAGUAGUUACUCAGAGUCCAAAGACAGAGCAGCUAUUGUUGUGUACACUGCCGUCACCCCAGCGUUAAAUCCCAUAAUAUACAGUUUUCGUAAUAAUAAUGUAAAGAAAGCGCUGAAGAAACUGUUCUGA